AUGAAUGAUGAUGAAAUACAUAGAAGACAGGACAGACAGAUAGAAAGACUCAUACAAAGACUAGAGGAAAACUCAGAUUUCUUGUCAAAUACUACUAAGAAUUCCAUCAAGAAUAAAGUUGAUAAAUUUCACAAAGAUGUAAAGAUUAAGUUGAAAGAAAAGCAUGUAGUCAUUCUCACUGAAGUCAAUUAUCUGAAAUGGAAGAGCUCUAUUCUUGCAGAUUUAGCUACUCAUGUCACUAUCACUACAACUCAUCUCAACUCAUCUGCCGUGAAUGCUCUUACUGAAUGA
Molecule: messenger RNA, 291 nt
Organism: Paracoccidioides brasiliensis Pb18
Exons: 2
Coding region: 1-291 (96 amino acids)
Source: RefSeq, a predicted model, not a curated record